Tyto alba (common barn owl) is the source of this 1944-nucleotide messenger RNA. It is a transcript of the gene APLNR, whose product is annotated as apelin receptor. The transcript has a single exon. NCBI's taxonomy places the organism in Eukaryota, Metazoa, Chordata, Aves, Strigiformes, Tytonidae. The record is from RefSeq and is a predicted model, not a curated record. Gene Ontology annotation, molecular function: G protein-coupled receptor activity. The coding region runs from base 571 to 1683 and encodes 370 amino acids. Gene Ontology annotation, cellular component: membrane. Gene Ontology annotation, biological process: G protein-coupled receptor signaling pathway; immune response.
AAAGAUGGAAAAAUCCCAAGUGCAAAAUGCCAAAUGCAAAACGCCAAAUGCGACCUCCCGAACGCCAAACGCGACCCCCCGCCCAGAGCACCGCCCCGACGCAGAGCGCCCGGUGCAACGCUCCGCCUGCGCAACGCAAAACCCGGCGUGCAGCACCCCCGUGCGAAACGCCGAAUGCGCCGCCCCGAAGGUGACACCCCAAAUGCAAAUUCGGCCCUUCAGCCCCCUCUUCCCCGAGCCGCGGCACGGAACGCGGGCGCACCGAAAUCCCCCCGGGAGCGGGGACGGGGGGUUAUCUCAGGGGGUUGACGCUUUGACACUUGGGUGAGAGAUUGGUAAAACCCCCCGGGAAGGAGCCAGAUGGAGGGUGGAGGGUGAGCUGUGAAAUUUCCCACGGGGGGCUCCCCCCCAUCCAUCCAUCCAUCCAUCCUGUCCGUCCCAUCAAGGAGGAGGAGGGCGGAGGAGGAGGAGGAAGGGGAGGUAACGCGGUGGGAUUCGUCGGGCCGGGCUCAGAGGGCCGGAGGAGCUCGGUGAGCCCGGGAUGAGCUGAGCUGAGCUGAGCCCGGCGGCAUGGAGGAGGCGGCGGACGCCUACGCCUACGGGGACAACGAGACGGAGUGCGAGUACGCGGAGUGGGGCCCCUCGCUGGCCCUGCUGCCCACCAUCUACCUGCUGGUCUUCCUGCUGGGCACGGCGGGCAACGGGCUGGUCCUCUGGACCGUCUUCAAGGGCGGCCGGGACCGCCGGCGCUCGGCCGACACCUUCAUCGCCAACCUGGCCGCCGCCGACCUCACCUUCGUGGCCACCCUGCCGCUCUGGGCCGCCUACGCCUGGCUGGGCUACCACUGGCCCUUCGGCACGGCCGCCUGCAAGGUCAGCAGCUACUUGGUCUUCGUCAACAUGUACGCCAGCGUCUUCUGCCUGACGGGGCUGAGCUUCGACCGCUACCUGGCCAUCGUCCGGCCCCUGGCCACCGCCAAGCUGCGCUCGCGGGUCAGCGGGCUGGUGGCCACGGUGGCCCUGUGGGUGCUGGCCGCUCUGCUAGCCCUGCCGGCCCUGGUGCUGCGGCGGGCGGCCGCCCUGGGGGGGGACACCAAGGUCACCUGCUACAUGGACUACGGGGGCUUGGCAGCCCCGGGGACCGAGGGCGCCUGGGAGGUGGGGCUGGGGCUCUCCUCCACCGCCCUGGGCUUCGUGGCCCCCUUCGCCGUCAUGCUGACCUGCUACUUCUUCAUCGCCCGCACCGUGGCCAGCCACUUCCGCCGGGAACGGGCCGAGGGGCCCCGCAAGCGCAAGCGCCUGCUCACCAUCAUCACGGUGCUGGUGGCCGCCUUCGGGGGCUGCUGGCUGCCCUUCCACCUGGUCAAGACCCUCUACGUCCUGAUGGACCUGGAGGUGCUGCCGUGGUCCUGCGGCCUCCACGCCUUCCUCAACAACCUCCACCCUUACUGCACCGGCGUCGCCUACAUCAACAGCUGCCUCAACCCCUUCCUCUACGCCUUCUUCGACCCCCGUUUCCGCCACGCCUGCGCCACCCUCCUCUGCUGCCGGACCCCCGGCCCUGGGGCCGAGCGCUCCGCCAGCUACUCCUCGGGGCACAGCCACCCCCCCGGCGGCAAGGGGGGGCCGGUCCCGGGGAGCAAGCUGGACCCCACCACCCAGGAGACGCUCUUCCGUGCCUAGACCCUCCCUCACCCCCAGCCCCCUCUCCCCAUCCACCUCCCGUGCCCCCCGAGCUGGUCUCCUUGGGGGGGACCCCACCACCUUCUCCUCACCCCAGAGCCUGGCUUGCUUUGGGGACCCCCCCCCCGCUGGAAAGCCCUGUUGGCGGGAAGGGGAAACUGAGGCAGGGGCUGGGCAGACCCUCGGGCAGAGGCGGCUCCCCCCGGCACCCACAGGGCUUUGUAUUUUGUGACAAAUAAAUGAAUUUUUGUUAAAAAAGGA